CGCGACGAUCACAGGAUCGCCAGGGUUUACUUUCGUUUUGAGAUUGGACGUCUUUGCCACUUAUAUCGUGUGUAUUACCUGAAAAAGAAUAUAUAUACAGGGCGUUUUUCAGUACAGUCCGACAAUAGUUGCCGUCAUGAGAGGAUUUAUCUGCGUUGUUCUUCUGGCUCUAAUCGGCGCUUCACUGGCGAAAAUCUCUUCACCCACGGUUCAGGUGUAUAGCCAUAAGAAAGAAGAGGAUGGCAAGCCCAACACCUUGAUCUGUCACGUGACCAAUUUCUACCCACCAGUGAUCACCAUCGAGCUGUUGAAGAAUGGCAAGCCAAUGGCCAUGGUUAAAGAGAAAGACCUGGCAUUUGAGGAAAACUGGUAUUACCACCUGACCAAAUUUGCGAACUUCACCCCGGAAAAAGGCGCAAAAUACACUUGCAGCGUAACCCACAACGAGAAAACGAUCGAGCACAUUUGGGAAUCAGAUCUUUAAGCUAUAAUCUGUGCCUAGUUCCAGUUGUGCUCAGUCUGGAGGAGACCCAUUUUGACUUUGAUGAGCAGCCAACAAUUUUGAUUUGUGGACAAAAUAAGACGUCGUCAGGUUUUGGAGGCACCAAUGAACAUACUUUAAUAUUUUGUGAAAUCAGCAACUGACUAAUGGAUUAUGAAAAUGAUUGUUAGUUGCAGCCCUAGCUCUCAGCAACAGGUUUCUCUAUGUUUUUAAAGGAUAUAGUGGUUUUAAAGGGAUAGUUCAUGCUUGUUGAAGUGUUGUUGUAUGAGGUAUGGACACAGUUGACCAUGGCCAAUCUGGAAUUGCCAUUAUCUCUGAACUUUUUGACAGUACUAGAUGUCCAGGAAAUUCACACCAAUUAGACCAGCUGUAAAUCACCACAUGACAACACUCCUUCGAUCACAUCAGUGAAUUUCUGAUGAUCAUUCGGACGCACACAUGGAAAA
This is a messenger RNA of Solea senegalensis (Senegalese sole), 948 nucleotides long. Its product is annotated as beta-2-microglobulin-like. The record is from RefSeq and is a predicted model, not a curated record. Gene Ontology annotation, cellular component: MHC class II protein complex. Gene Ontology annotation, biological process: positive regulation of T cell activation; peptide antigen assembly with MHC class II protein complex; immunoglobulin production involved in immunoglobulin-mediated immune response. Gene Ontology annotation, molecular function: MHC class II protein complex binding. The coding region runs from base 137 to 484 and encodes 115 amino acids. The transcript has 4 exons. NCBI's taxonomy places the organism in Eukaryota, Metazoa, Chordata, Actinopteri, Pleuronectiformes, Soleidae.